Annulohypoxylon maeteangense is the source of this 1032-nucleotide messenger RNA. Its product is annotated as kinase-like protein. The transcript has a single exon. Gene Ontology annotation, molecular function: protein serine/threonine kinase activity; ATP binding. Gene Ontology annotation, biological process: protein phosphorylation. The coding region runs from base 154 to 1032 and encodes 292 amino acids. The record is from RefSeq and is a predicted model, not a curated record. Lineage: Eukaryota; Fungi; Ascomycota; Sordariomycetes; Xylariales; Hypoxylaceae.
GGAGGUUAUAAAAGCUUUUGAAACUUUCUUUUCGUGGCUGUCCCUUUCGUUCUUCGACACAAUAACAUUAAUCCUCAAUUCUUAAUACCGCAUCAUAGCCUUUAUCUUAACAACUUUUAUACGCACCUACCUAGGAGGCAGAUAAUCCUCAAAAUGCGCGAUUGUGCUUCUUGCCAACGCAGCCUGCCUCGAUCAUCAUACACAGCCAACCAGUAUUCUCUAGGCGUCGGUGUAUCGCGGUGUGCAGCCUGCGUUCAUGGGCACCGCAACGAUACCCCAUCUGCUGGUAAUUUUGAUAGUGGCAGAUACAACAUCUCCAGUUCUGCCGACGUCGAGAUGUGGGAUCUCGACAACCCCUUCUCUGAAGGUUCAUUCCGGUGGGUCGCUAAGGGAACCUACACCUCAGGCCCUCGCCAUGGUCAGCCAUGCGUUGUAAAGUGGUUCAAGACAGGUGCCGUCUUCGAGGCAGACUACUUCACUCUCGACAUUAAAGCCGCUGACAAGGCCUUGGAUAUCGUUAACAAAUUUAACGAACUCAAUAUAAUCAAUAAAUCCGUCAAAGUCAACGUACCUGCGGUAUGGAAAUUCCAGAAUCCCUCCAAAUGGGCAGGUCAACAUGUACUAUGCGAACCUUUUAUCCAGAACUAUCAAAAGUUUAAUAGCAACAGCGGAUGGUUUGAUGAUUCAAUUCCGUGGGGAGAGGCCAUGCAGGCCCUCAGCCACUUCAGCUAUCACAUCUCGGGCGGCCAGUUCGUUCUGUGCGAUAUUCAGGGGGGCGUUUAUCAGCACGAGGUUGUCCUCUCCGACCCGGUAAUUCUGUCGCGUAAUCGCGACUAUGGUGUGACUGACCUAGGUCCCGUCGGCAUCAGCUCUUUCUUCAGCCAGCAUCGCUGUAAUAACUUCUGCCGCUCAAACUGGAUGAAGCUGUCAAGUCCAGUUCAAAUCUUCCGACCUGUCGCUCGCACGACAAUGAUGAGACACACGGUGCCCACCCGUCAAUCGCGACCAGAUUCAACCUACCUAUACAAUUGA